Pararge aegeria (speckled wood butterfly) is the source of this 5023-nucleotide messenger RNA. RefSeq lists its product as uncharacterized. The coding region runs from base 354 to 2669 and encodes 771 amino acids. Gene Ontology annotation, biological process: triglyceride biosynthetic process. The record is from RefSeq and is a predicted model, not a curated record. Gene Ontology annotation, molecular function: long-chain-alcohol O-fatty-acyltransferase activity; diacylglycerol O-acyltransferase activity. Gene Ontology annotation, cellular component: plasma membrane. The transcript is spliced from 10 exons. Lineage: Eukaryota; Metazoa; Arthropoda; Insecta; Lepidoptera; Nymphalidae.
ACCUAAUAUCAGGCAGUGUCCGGGUGUAGCUAGUGGUACCUAUCAACGGUCAAGGAACAACCUUACACAAUCACCAUACAGGAUGGAUGGCAGCCCUAGAUAAGGGGAGCAUACACGCGGUGGACGGCGGCCGGUCACUCCGCUAUUGGUGUGCGGUAGUGUGGCACGGUAUUGGUGUCAAAACAAAAAAAGAACACUAAAUAAAGUUCAUCUGUGUAUUGUUGUGUACUUUUAAUGCCGCAUUUGUGUUUUAAUUUGGAAUUAUACUCUAAUAUAAGCUGUGUUUACCGGAAAAAAGGAUUGGAUAUUGUCAUAAUUGGAAGGUAAUAAGUAUCCAGUGAAACAGUAUUAUUAUGUAUUCUACGGUGAAAGUGAUUUCAGAUUUCUCUCCGUCGUGUCGUUGUGGAGUUGCAGUUAAUGUGCUCGAGAUGGUGCGAGCUGAACGUGGCCUGCGUGUGCAGCUACGGGAGCAGAUCUACGCGUACUGCGCGUUCUGCAUAGCAGUCUCAGCCUUGCCUGCCCUGGCUUUAUCUUACGUUGUGGUACGAAUAAGCAAACAUUUAUGGCUGAAACUACUCUCAAGCAGGUAUCCAAAUUUAGAGUUCAUAAGAACGGACACGGUCCGAUCUCUGCUGGACACGCAUAGAAAUCAAGGCAUAAUCAAUGUGUUACUCUGUAUAAAAGGUGCGUUAGAUACCGAGGAAAUAAAAAAUGCACUGGCGCAACAUGUGAUUGAUCGUCGAGACCAGAAAGGAGACUUACUGUUCCCCAGAUUACGACAUUUGCUGGUAUCAAGUUGGGGAAACUACGCAUGGGAUGCCAAUAUACAAUUCAGACUCGAAAACCAUUUUGUUAUGGCCAACGGCGUUUAUCGCGGUCGACCGGUAUCUGAUAGUAAUAUUCAGGAUUAUGUCAGCGAAAUUAUAUCUAAGUAUUUCCCAAGCGACCAACCGCCGUGGCAGUAUAUAAUUAUACCCUGCGUCUCCAUUGAACCAAAGUAUUACAUUUUAGUUCGAGUUCAUCACCUCCUUCUGACUGGCAAGAAAUCUCUUAACAUCGGCGACCUUUUACUGUUACGGGACAAGGAGCCGAGUCGGAUAUUCGAGCAAACUGAAUCUUCCCAGGAAAGCCCAUUGGCAAAGCUAUUUCCGAACCCAUCUGCGGUGUUGGAACUUUGGGAUAAAGUAAACGAAAAUUUAUCCAAUAUUUGGAAUGAAUUCAUAUUUGAGUAUGAUCCCACCGAAAGCACACACUCGAUGAAAAGUUUGCCUGGAAUUUUCCAUGUAGCUGGGAUUGUGUUAAUAUCAGCUGCAAAUGCUUUAAAAAACGUUACCAGAAAAAGAUCAGAAGAGAAAGAUUCGCAGAUAGCAAAAACGGCUAGCGUAUUUUUAACUGCCGUGCAAGGUGAAUGCAAGAGGAGAAAUUUAACAAUACCUAAGGUGUUAAUAUCACCUCUUGUAACAUUCGAUCCACGAAAGUGGCCUAGAAAAAUAUUUGAGGCAACAUAUUCAACAACUCAAAUAUUUCUAAGGUUACCGGCGUCUAUUCGGGAUGAGGUAAUGGCAUUGAAUGAUCUCCGAACUACGGGGCAAGUGAAACACAUUAAUACAUUGACGUGGAAGUACGGAGAUAUAGGACAACUAUGGGUUAAGGCAACGGCGGAAGCAAUGCGAGGCCUUGUUGAAAUAUAUCGAGCUCCUUCAAAUUUUUGGACGGACACCAUAAGAGCGGAUGGUGGGAAAAGGCAUAUUCUACAGACUGUCUCAUUAUGCGGAAGAAAGGUGACGUCAUGGUCGCGUCCAGUAUCUAGAGCCGGAAUUGAGCGUGCAGCACGAGCCUUAGGUGUAUCUUCCACAGACUUGGCGUUGUUUGCUGCAACUGAGUCCCUGCGUGCAUUCUUUGAACAUGCUCAGAGCGACACACCUGACUCCAUACUUAUCACGGCCAGGGCUGCCUCUGAGAGAUUUCUAUAUACAUUCUCUGAGGGCAACGGGAAGGAUUAUAAAAAGUCGCAGACAGGAGGAAUGGUGUGUCUGUCCCUACCUGUGGGUGCAACUCCAAGACGUAUAGCUGCAGUUGUUGAUGAGGCUUGCAAGCGUCAAGGAUUAUUGGCAGCCGGUUGGGCAGCCCAAGCUCGAUGUGGUGCUCUCACACGAUCAGUGCCAUCACCGCUAGCAAGACUCACAAUGAAUGUAUUAUCUCGCAAAUUCGCCGUAUCCUAUGCUGAAAUAAAUGCUCCUCUGGAUACAGCGGAGCGGACGACGAUGUGGGACAAGUCUAUAGAUUACGUUAUUUACUGGAGACCGCCGCAAGCCAAUAUAAGCAUGUCACUAACAGUGAUACAGUACGCAGACUCCGUCCGCUUAGCCGUAAUGGCGGACGCACGUCUGGCCCCGAUGCACACAGUUCCGGUCACACGUUGGCCUGCUGUCAUUGAAAAUCUCGUUAACAAAAUUGACCAGGAAAUCACUCGUAUUGCUGCGCAUGCGCAUAUGCCUGAACAUAUACCACGUAAAGUUCAAACACAAGUAUCUCUUCAGGAAGCUCAGGAAACCAGCCAAGAUGUAGAGACUGAACCAAACAUGCAAGGAAGUCAAAGCUCUCUUAAACCAGCCGGUCCUGUAAGGUAUAGUCCACCGCCGGAACGCAAACGUGUAAUUGAAAAGUGAACUUUGCGUUUAUAGGAGUUUUGAUACACAUCGUAUAAAUUUAGAAAAAUCAUAUACAGGAUUUUAUUUACCAAUGCUCAAUUUUGGUGGGUCUGUAUCAUUAAUAGAAAACAUUUCUAUUAAAUGUUUAAUUUUAUAACAUUCGAGAUUUGUAAUAAAAUAAGAGCAUAAUCGCGGCGCCACGCCACUGCGAGAACGUUGACCGGGAGGAUAACAGCUAAUAGCUUUCGAAUGGAUUUGUUUGUAUCGAUAUUCUAGUGUUUUGUUAUCGUGUCUGUCUGUAUUAAUUUUUUAUUAAGUACUGGAAUAAUAAUACUGUAUAUCAUUUUCCACAAGUUUGCUUUUGUCCUUGUUUAUGACGAAAUACAGGGAAUGGUAAAUAGUAACAAUGCAGACAUAGGAUGUUUAUACACAACAUAUGUCUGCAUUGUUACAGACAUAUUUUGAAAAUAAAUUCAUACUAAUCCUUAUUAAUACCAUAAAAGCCUUUUUUAAUCCCGCACAGCCCCUGGUGACAUCUGGCACAGAGGCCUGCAGACAGACAUGAAGAGAUGAGAAGGGUUUUAUUAUGAUGUCAAAGCAUCCGGGGACUAGAUCCGAAAUUUAAAUAACUGUGUACAGCAAGCCGUUUAAAAAAAAAAUAGAGAUAUCUUGCAAUCUGCAAAUUGCAUAUAGCCGAUAGCGAACUUCUAGCCCGGGAAUAUAAAAGUGCAAUAGCUAGUAAGUUUUUAAAAAUGGGCUACUCGUUAUAGAGUCGAAAACUCCGUAUUACUGAUUGCUGUUUUACAAAUGUUUUCAAAGUACGCUGACUGUAGAAGUGUAGACCAAUUAAAGCUUUAAAGCAAGGUUCAUUUUACUCAGAUAACCUGGAAAACGAGUGUACUAUAGCGAGACUGUCAAUUUUAUAAUAAGGGUACAUAAAGCUAAUUAGCAAGUAGCAACAAGGAUGACAUACAUAAAAAAACGAUGUCGAAGUUAAUUAUAAACUUAGAGGUGAACGCGGGAGAGGAAAUGUAACGUUACACGCUAUUCUUAUUAGGGAAUUUGGUGAGAACGUAGCGCGAAGCGCAACGAAUACGUGAAACGGUUCCACACUCAUGUCUUGCAGCUAUUACGUACUUGCGAUCUCGAACUCGUUGAGCAGCUUUUACUAUAAUCAUAAAGUGCAACGAUAUAAAUAGUGGGUACUUUGUAAACUCAUUGGAAGAAUAAGUGUGCACGCAUAGCUGGGUCGGCCAAAUCAGACGUCGCGAGCAGCGACGGGAUAGUUGCUACACUCCUUACCCACUUUCACUCCCUUCAUACCUCACCCUUUCGACGUACAUACAUACACAGGUAUUACAUUGUAUAAUUAAUGCACCACAAUGUAUAAGUUAGUUAAGCAAAAAGAAAGAUGUGGCAAGUUAGUAAUUGUAAUUUCGAUAUUCUUGAUCCUACCUGAAGAUUACCCCAGUCUUAUCGUAUGGAAUAUGAACUUUAUAUAUAGCUGACUUUCGUUGGCGGAUGUUGAAUUGUUUGUUGUUGAUUUGUUAUGCGAAGUUCAUAAUGCUGUCAAUUGAAAUCAUCUUCUUAAACAAAAUUCAAAACAUUUCUUAAACAAUGAACAAUAUUAGGUCUUUCAAUAUACAUUCAAUACACCAAACAGAGCUUCAAAAAUGUCCGCUCUAGGUCACUUAGCAAUUAUUUAAGGAUGCUCCGGUGUCGGAGCGAAACGUAUGGCGUGCGUAUAGAGUUAUAUUAUGGUAGAUCCGUUCCGUGUGUCGUAUAAAGAUUAAAGAAAUUAGAAACUGCACCAUAUAGAUUUUCCUACUUUUCGCUGAUUACUAAAUUGAAUAAGAAUUCCUUAAAAUAAAGUCUGAUACACUUGAGUGUAUGAAACGUUAUUUUGCGGAAUUCUUAUUAUUAUAGCCUACAGAAACCGUGUAUACGGCUAAUAUUGAAGCAUGAAAAACCACUCUAGACACUUCAUACCAUUUAGCAGUUAACUGUUAUUAUUUUACCUCUAAUGCUCUGUGUUAAGUAAGAUGUGCCCGGGCUGUUUUUACUGUUUUUGCACAGCACUUACAAUGCACAGCAUACAAUAAUGGCUGAAUGAGGAUUCUGUAUUUUUUUAAUUCGACUGUCUGAUACUAUCCAAAAAUUUCUUGAACGAUACCAAAUAUGAUAAAUAAUAACGCGAGGGUAAGCAGAUCUUUAUAGGUGCCAAUUCCCUUUCUUUGACGUACCUACGCUUAUGUUCGCAGAUUAUUGUGAGUCAAAGUUAUGUGAUAAUAUAAAAUUAAAUUAAGCAAAUUAAUAAAAUGAGCUUGGUACUUAUUAAAAAAACGAGAGUACUUGUAUAAAAUAAAUCAUUA